GUAACCAGCAGUUAACAUCGUCCAAUAGAAUGACUGCAUUCAAGAUUUUAAACAGGGGAUUCCUACUAAAAACUUUAUGCAUUGCUCAGUACAAAAACUAGGUAAUGUUAACAACAAGUUCAUACAGAAUCCAAAUGGAUAUUCUUAUGGUGCUCUGAGAGUUGAAUUGUGAACACAAUUUCAGUAUUGGAAAGGACAUAUCAAGCCUCAAUAAGUCUUAGCACCUUAUCUGAGUGACUGACUGGCUCACAGCAAAAUGUAAGUCAGUGGUGAAACAAUGGCUGACAGGAACUGUCUGUAAAAGGAACGACAAACCAAAAAAGGAAAUUAUGUGAAUAGUAGCCUUGGAAUUGGGACUCAAUGUAACUCAUGAAAUUCAAGAAAAUAAUUAUACUGGAGAGAAACUUAACAAGUAUAGAUUCUGUAACAAGACUUUUAUACCACCAAUUAAGUACUUACACCAUUCAGUAAAAAUGUGCACAGGAGAGAGACCUUACAAGUGUAGAUUCUGUGACAAGACUUUUACUCAAAAAGGCCAUUGCACAGUGCAUGAAAGAAUUCAUACUGGAGACAAACCUUACAAGUGUGGAUUCUGUGACAAAACUUUUACGGAGAAAACUUUUUGCAUACGUCAUGAGAGAAUUCACACAGGAGAGAGACCUUUUAAGUGUAGAUUCUGUGACAAAACUUUUAAAGACAAAAAAUCUUGCAAAUAUCAUGAGAGAAUUCACACAGGAGAGAAACCUUACAAGUGCAGAUUCUGUGAUAAAACUUUCAGAGACAAAACUAAUUGCAAAUAUCAUGAGAGAAUUCACAUAGGAGAGAGACCUUACAAGUGUAGAUUCUGUGACAAAACUUUUACUCAAAAAGGUCAUUGCACUGUGCAUGAAAGAAUUCAUACUGGAGACAAACCUUACAAGUGUGGAUUCUGUGACAAAACUUUUACGGAGAAAACUUUUUGCAUACGUCAUGAGAGAAUUCACACAGGAGAGAGACCUUUUAAGUGUAGAUUCUGUGACAAAACUUUUACUCAAAAAAGCAAUUGCGCUGAACACGAAAGAAUUCAUACCGGGGACAAACCUUACAAGUGUAGAUUCUGUGACAAAACUUUUACAGAGAAAACUUUUUGCAUACGUCAUGAGAGAAUUCACACAGGAGAGAAACCUUUUAAGUGUGUAUUCUGUGACAAAACUUUUACUCAAAAAAGCCACUGCAUUGUGCAUGAAAGAAUUCAUACCGGAGACAAACCUUACAAAUGUAGAUUCUGUGACAAAACUUUUAAUGAUAAAACUAAAUGCACUUAUCAUGAAAAAAUUCACAUUGGAGACAGACCUUUGAAGCAUAGACUUUCUACGAAGACUUUCACUACAAAAGGGAAUUGCACUUACCAUGAAACAAUUAACACUGGAGACAAAGGUUUUACACAAGGUUUCUGCACUGUCCAUGAAACCAUUUAUACUGGAGAAAAGCAUGAUACAUGCAAGAACUGUGACAAAGAGAUCAUAACAAAAUUGGCCUGCACUAGCCCUAAAAGAAUGCACACUUGUGAGAAACCAGACAGAUAUGGAGUAGAAUUCAGUCAAGGGAAUAAUUGUAAAACACAUGAAACAAUGCACAACGAAAGAAAACAUGAUUCAAAUAAUAUAUAUGGAACUUUAGGCAAUGAAGGUGAGCCUAACAAUUCUCCAGAUUCAGAGGGGGAGACAGAUGAAAUAAGUAAUGUGGAAAAUAAACUGACAAACAAUAAUGCCGUAACCCAUCAUAUAUAUGAGGAAGACAGAACAGAAUACAAUCAUAAAGACGAUGACACUUUUACCACGGAGAAUAUCACCAUCAUUACUGACAAUGAUGUCUAUGAAAUACUUACUGGCAUAAAAAGGACCACACCAGGUCUCAUUAUAACAAUUAUGAAAAAUCCUUUCUACGCCUUUCAAUGAUGUGAUCAGAUGACAAAAACAAACUAUUACCUUAUAAAUUUGCUAUUUUUGGACAACUAAAGAACAAUCAAAUGUAACUGCU
Molecule: messenger RNA, 2019 nt
Organism: Lingula anatina
Lineage: Eukaryota; Metazoa; Brachiopoda; Lingulata; Lingulida; Lingulidae
Source: RefSeq, a predicted model, not a curated record